This is a messenger RNA of Aspergillus melleus, 1840 nucleotides long. RefSeq lists its product as uncharacterized. NCBI's taxonomy places the organism in Eukaryota, Fungi, Ascomycota, Eurotiomycetes, Eurotiales, Aspergillaceae. The transcript has a single exon. The coding region runs from base 38 to 1315 and encodes 425 amino acids. The record is from RefSeq and is a predicted model, not a curated record.
GCUGCCGGGGAAGAAGAAUCGCCGCCUCAAGAGCGAGAUGCCAGCGGUGCUGCUCCCUCGCCUGAGCUGGGCCACGACCACCGACGAACGACAAUGCCUGGCGCAUUUCCAGGGCCGUAUUGUCCCCAACAUGCACGGGUUGUUCAGGUCUCCCUUGUGGGAAGACGUUGUGACGCGCAUCUGUCACUUCGAACCGGCCGCCUACCACGCCACUGUCGCUCUCAGCGCCUUGCAUCAGGAGGCCGAGCGCUACGGCAUUCUGGCGCCCGCCCAGCGCCGCGCAAAUGCCUGGUACACCUUCUCCAUAGAGCAGGCCGUCCGCUCCUUCUCCCUCUUGACGAGGCGACAGAUGUCACAAGACCCCUAUCUUUACCAGGUCAUUGCGCUGUGCUGUCUGCUGUUUGUCCUGCACGGCUGGCUACAGGGCGAAUAUGACACUGCCUUCACCCAUCUGCGUAGCGGCCAGCAGAUCCUGCAGAACUUCCAUGCCAUCGUGCGUCGUCACGGCUGGUCCUGGUCCUCGUGUGAUUCGUCCGCCAUGGGUACGCUGGCCACCGGCUUUGCCCACCUGGAUAUCAAUUGCGCUUUCUUCGGGACCCAAGGCCCCGCGUACUGCGUCGAGGACAACCUGGCUCGCCAGCCUGGGCAGUUGGAGGAGUCUGCUACGUUCUACAGUCUAUACGAGGCGCGCUAUGCUCUCGACAGUGUGAUCAGCGAUGCCAUACGGUUCCUGACGUGGUGUUGGUCCCAGGACCAGAUUGAUGCGGCAGACAAGCCCCUGCGGUUGAUGCAGCUGCAGCGGCUCCUUCGGCGACUGGACCGCUUUGCCCAGCCUUUCCAGCCCUUCUAUCAGCAGUCCUGCGCGCAGCUGCAGGAGCAGACUCAACGUGGUGCCGACGAUAUUUGUCUCCUGCAUCACACCAUCGCGGCCUCCAUCCGUACCUGUGUCCUGCAAUGCGAUCCCGCCGUGUUCCAUAUCUAUUACCCCAACUUUCGAACAUACUGGGAACAGGCGGAUCAAGUCCGUCGCCGCAUCCCCGCGCGUCCCAGCGUCACCAUCAACACUGGCGUCAUCCCGCCGCUGUUUCUGGUGUCCAUCGGAUGUCCGGAUCCCGCCAUUCGCUCGCUGGCCGCCAAGGCCCUUGCCUGUUGGCCUCAACAGGAGGAUGCGUUCCAAUCCUACCUGAGGUCCGCUCUGUCGUUGGAGUACAGCAAAAUCGCGAAGAUCUUGAAAUGUAAAUCCACCCAGGGGCCGCCGCCAGGCGGCUCGGUUGUCCGGAUUCCAAUUGUGGGUAGUCAGGCGAAAACAAAAUAAGCCAUAGACGAACUACUUUAUCUGGACCGAAUUUAUUGAUCAUGCUGUACUUUGCUUCUUGUCGCCUCUUUUCCUCUUUUUGCCCUCUCUCCUUUACUUCUCUCCGCCCGUCCGCUCCUUUCUCCUCUCCUCUUUUUUAACCACCUCUUCAUUGUCCUCGUAUUUCUUCCUUUCUCUCUUCCGUCUCUCUUACCGCCUUUCUCACACUUCAUUCUCUCCGUAUAUUUCAGCGAGAUCGAACAUAUAUAAUAAUACAUAACAAGCUCUUCGACACAGCCAGAAAAGUGUAUUAUAUCUCAUUACUAUUUUACUGCCUGUACAUGAUUCGGUGGUUCUGAACUCAUCAGGCGUCUAGAUGAUUGCAUUCUGUUUGGCCUCUUUGAUGAGCCUUGGCUCGCUUUCCAUGAAUACCAAUUUCUGUUCUCUGCAUUCAACCUACUGGAGCAUGAAGCCAAAUAUGCCAAACUCAUUACCCAUCCUUAUUCAGAUACCAACAAGAAAGACACAGGAACAUCUAUAUCACAC